AUGCCAAAAUGCGGAUUGCAUACGAAAUAUUUGCCUGCGACGUUUGCAUGGAUACUGCUACUGGGGACAACUGGGGCUUUUUUUUAUUAUCCAUGUCGAUUUUUUGCUCAAUUUUAUCCAUGGGUACCAGUCGUUCAUGGCAUAGUGACGUUUUUUGUUAUAGCAAACUUCACGCUGGCUACGUUCAUGGAUCCAGGUGUAAUACCUAAAGCACCAGAAGAUGAAGACACCGGCGAUGACUUCCAGUCGCCUUUGUAUAAAUCUACUGAAGUGAACACAAUACAAGUGAGAAUGAAAUGGUGUUCCACAUGUAGAUUUUACAGGCCACCAAGAUGUUCUCACUGUAGUGUUUGCAACUGUUGUAUAGAAACUUUCGAUCAUCAUUGCCCAUGGGUAAACAAUUGUAUUGGUCGCCGCAACUAUCGCUAUUUCUUCUUUUUUCUUAUAUCACUAAGUAUACACAUGGCGUCUAUAUUUGGUGUUUGUUGUUGGUAUAUUUUAUACCAUAAAGAUAAAAUCGGAGACAUUGAUACUUUAGUAUCAUUAACAUUGUGUGGCUUAGUUAUUAUUUUGUUUAUACCAAUAUUUGGUUUGACUGGAUUUCAUGCUGUAUUAGUAGCUCGUGGUCGAACAACUAAUGAACAAGUAACCGGGAAGUUCAAAGGUGGUUACAAUCCAUUUUCACACGGCUGUCGUCUAAACUGUAUAAUUAUUCUAUUUGGACCUCAGUUUCCUAGUUUGUUGAAAGUGAAAACUUCCAAGUAUCAAAAACAUAAAAAACAAAUUCAGAACAGUUUUAAUGUACCUCCGCCAUUAUUAACAAAAGAAGAUAAUUGUGGGCCACCUGUUGCUAAAACUUAUUUGGAUAAUAGCAAUGGCUUACAUCAUUCUUCAAAUAAUUAUAAUAAAAUGUCGCCAGGAAGAGAUUGUCUAGAGCUAGAUAUUGAAUUAACUGCUUCGCAGUCACAAGACUGUGAACCAACACCUCCAUUACAGCGACAAGGCUCAAAAAACAAUUUCUACUUACCCUCAUAUGAUACAACUGACAGUGCUAGGAUGUCUUAUGUGACACGGACAGCUCCUCACCCAUCUCGACCUAGAAUGAAUGAAAUGGGCAACAGUUUGUCAAGGGAAACCAUGAUGGAUCCAAAUCGUCAAUCCAACAUCAUUAUGCAAAGUCCAACAAUGCAGCAGAGAAUGAAAGCUAUCGGGGUACCCACAGCUUUGACACUGUCUAGUCCAUUAAGGCGAUCUAACCCUGGAACUCCAACUCAAGUGAAACGACCAGACUUUAUAGGAGUUAAUUCUUCUGCUAAACAUUAUGAAUACCAAGAACGUAGUCCACAACGGCGUUUUUUGUCUGAAGGUGACAUUUUACGUGAGCAUGAGCGUCCACCUUCUUAUCCACGUAUAAAUAAUACUGUUGACAAUAUUCAAGAACUAGCAGGAUCACCGCAAAGAGGUGUUUAUACAUGGAAAGAUACUCCUGGGACGACUGGUUCUUAUUAUGUCCCCCGACAAGCCCCUACAUUCAACUAUUGUGCAGCACAUAAUGAUUAUAGAUCUAAUCCAACUAGUCCAACUACAAAGACAUAUUACCCAGUUCGAGGAGGGGUUCCUGUUUAUCCACCUCAACCAUCACCUGUAGGCAAGAAAAAACCUCCCCCUGUACAGACUAGGAGACCCAUGUCUUUUGCCAGGGCAUUAGAUCAUGAUGCAAUGGAGAUGUCAAUUAAUAGAGGAAACAGUACCGACAACGGAAGUCCUGAUCGUAAAAGUGCUUAUGACAAAAACUAUGAAAUAUCUGUUUAAAUGUGUUGUUGAUAGCUUUCUAUUUAACUUUCCAGAAUUUUUUUUAUGUUAUGUUAAAUUAUUGUCACGUGCAUUCUCUAAAUAGAUUGAAAUUAACUGUUGUAAAUAUAA
Molecule: messenger RNA, 1923 nt
Organism: Myzus persicae (green peach aphid)
Lineage: Eukaryota; Metazoa; Arthropoda; Insecta; Hemiptera; Aphididae
Gene: Zdhhc8
Product: palmitoyltransferase ZDHHC5
Exons: 9
Coding region: 1-1812 (603 amino acids)
Biological process (GO): protein palmitoylation
Molecular function (GO): palmitoyltransferase activity
Source: RefSeq, a predicted model, not a curated record